AUGGCCGUCUGCGUCACCCUUCUCUCCGGCGGCCUGUGCAUCUUUCUCCCCCGGAUCUUUGCCGCCUCUACCCUGACUGGCAGCCCCUCAUACGUCAACGCCUCAUCGGUAAGGAAGCAAGCAAGCAAACCUGCCAUACGACACCGCCCAAAGGCCACGACAAAUCCCUCCCUGUGGCGACCGUGUAUGUGCAGGUCCGCCGCGCUUUGCGGUCUCACCCCGUUGCCGAGCAGCAGUAUGACGCCAAGGACGGAUCCCUCGGCCUCCAUUCGGGUCGCAACCUCCCCUCUGAGGAAAGCUCUCUCGGCGCUGUCCGUCUGGAUUACCGUCGGUACCAGUCUCUGAGGAGGCGCACUGAACGACGCGACGAGCCGUCUGCCUCAUAUGAGACCGGCCAUGACAAGACCGAAACAACGAUUUUGGUGUGGAGCGUGUGGAGCGCGAUUCUGGUGGUUUUCUGUCUCUGCGCCUGGUGGUUUUGGAAGAAGUCUCGUUCAAUGGUCGCUAACGCCCACCGAGAGCAAAACCGAAUGCAGCAGCCACCAGUAAGACCAGCAGCAGCAGCAGCAGCAGAGCCGUCGGCAGCACCCGCAUCCCCCGUCGCAUCUCAGCCGGAGAGGGAACCACCGGCUGCGUUUUCGCGACAGGGAUCACUUGUCCGCAGCCUAUCUACGGCAACUGGAGAGCCCGAGCACGAGCCUCCCCGUGAUGUGGCGAGUACUGUCGGCAGUCGUCCGCACACGCCAACAGGGAAUGUGAGAAUGAAUUCCAUUCGUGUGUGAGUGGGCAGUGUGUGGCGGUGGGCGGGGUUUUGAUGUGCACACGUGUACAGUGCAUGCAUGUAAUUUGUGGGUGCAAUCGGCUUUGUGUUGUAAUCUGCUCUCUCUCUCUGCUUUCUGUCGUGUGGGUGCCUAAAUGUACAUCACACGUACUGUACGUCCACGCGCAGAUGGCUGCCGCCUUUUUGUGCAUAGCCUCGUGCAUGGUGCGGCAGUGGUGUGCUGUGCUGUGCUGUGCUGUGGCGUGGCGGGACGGGUGUCUUACUAAGGAUGGAUUGUACCUCUGUGUGUACCUACGGACGUAUACAACCCGGACCAGACGGGAGAUGUCUAUUGACACACCGCGACCGACGCUUUAUCCAUCAAUGCAUCAAUUAGUG
Messenger RNA from Vitrella brassicaformis, 1159 nucleotides. The record is from the annotation of a GenBank genome assembly. NCBI's taxonomy places the organism in Eukaryota, Vitrellaceae.